Messenger RNA from Actinia tenebrosa (Australian red waratah sea anemone), 1060 nucleotides. RefSeq lists its product as uncharacterized. NCBI's taxonomy places the organism in Eukaryota, Metazoa, Cnidaria, Anthozoa, Actiniaria, Actiniidae. The record is from RefSeq and is a predicted model, not a curated record.
UUGCUCUGAAGUCACUAUAAUUCUCUUCAGAGAAGAAGACUGCUGUGACUUCAAGUGAACUGCAAAGUCAACAUUGAAAUAUCUUGCCACGCAGAACGUCAGCAUAUUUGCUGGAAAACUCUCUGUAAUGAGAUAGACUUAUCAAGUUUAGUAAGUUAAGGGUCGUUUAUUAAGUUGUUGGCUAUCAGAGCAUAUAUAUAUUGAUAGUAUCAGUCUAUCAGCCAAGUCCAUCGAUAUCAAUAAAAUGGCUGCCCAACAAGAAAACUGCGAGGAAAAUCUCCUUCAAAGGAUUAGUACAACAGGAUGGUGCAAGAGAUCUAAAAUCUUAUUUGUAGCUGCUCUGCUGUUCGUCGGCUUCUGUACCGGACUCCUUACGGGGGUUUUUCUUACAAGGAGUUCAAAUGAAGAUGAAGCCAUCCAAGACAAGAAAGAUUCUUCGUCACGAACACGUCGAGAUGCUGAUAGCAAAGGUCUGUCAAUAGAAGACGUGCAUAUGGCGAUCAAGCUUCACCUGAAAUCCUUGAAGGCGUCAGACAUCUGUAAGCCGAGAGAUACUAUUUGUUUACCAGGACCGAAAGGUGAGCCCGGCCUGCAUGGAAUUCAAGGACCGCGUGGCAAAAUUGGCCGUAAGGGAGAUAUAGGUGAUCAAGGACCCACUGGGGUCAGAGGAAUGCCCGGUCCAUCUGGUCCAUCCGGUACACCAGGAAUGCUCGGACGACCGGGCAGACCUGGAGAAAGGGGAUAUCAAGGGAUUCAAGGACCGCCAGGCUUCCCCGGUGCACCAGGAUUAAAAGGACAAAAGGGAGACAAAGGUCAUAGGGGAAGACGAGGGCCCACCGGUGAACGGGGCGAAAUAGGACGACGUGGAUAUCCAGGAAAACAUGGACCUAAAGGAGAAACAGGGGCACCGGGUAUGACAGGGUUAGCAGGUGUACCCGGGUUCAAAGGAGACCGUGGUAUACCCGGUAAAUCUGGAAAAUGUAAAUGUAGGGGAUUGGGAUAAAAGCUGUUACGGAAAUAGACUUUUGCCAUAAAUAGUAUUCAAACACAUUUAAUCUAA